AUGAUUGAAUUACCAGAUUUAUUUCAUGAAAAUCGAAUUCCUGAACUAACAUUAUCUUUAAUUCUCUAUAUACCCAUUGGCCUUUGUCUUGUACUAAUUCGUUCUGUUAUACUACUUCUCUUAUUCGUAAUUUCUUCUAUAUUUCCCAAAAAUUCAUCUUUGAAUCAACUUCUAAAUGAAGUUAUUAGCUUAAUAUUAACAUUUUCGUAUGAAAAUCAAACUGUUGGAAAUGAAGAAAAAGAUAAUAGAAGGGCAGCGAAAAUUCUUGUUGCUAAUCGAGUAUCUUUAUUCGAUGAAAUUGUUAUUCAAAGAUUUAUUUGCAAUACAAAUUGUAAAGUGGUAUGA
Messenger RNA from Adineta steineri, 345 nucleotides. NCBI's taxonomy places the organism in Eukaryota, Metazoa, Rotifera, Eurotatoria, Adinetida, Adinetidae. The record is from the annotation of a GenBank genome assembly.